AUGGCGUGGUUCACGACUCUACCACGAGGAUCCAUCACGAACUUUCGUGACUUCUCAUCCAAAUUCCUUGUCCAGUUCUCGGCGAGCAAAACUAAACAGGUGACGAUUGAAGAUUUGUACAAUGUGCGUCAAUCUGAGGGCGAGACUUUGGAGCAGUACGUGAAGCGGUUCAGUGCUGCGUCAGUAAAGACAGAGGAAUACGAGCCAAAAGCCUGUACCUGCACCUUUAAAAACAGAUUGCAGCCAGGAAAACUAAAUAGUAAAUUGAGCCGAAAGCCAGCCAAGUCAAUGGCGGAGGUGCGAGCCCGGGCGAACACGUACAUACUUGACGAGGAGGAUGACGCUUUUAAGCGUAGAUGCGCGAAGGAGGAGAAGGAUGGCGACCAGAGGGACGUAUCACCAGAAGAUAUGUCGAGCAAGGAGAAAGUAGAGGGAAGCAGAAGUCGGGAUAGGAAGGUUCGAACAGGGGAAAGGGCGCCGAGGGAAUCUUUGUAUCCCAAAAAGGAAAAUAUUAAGCGGUGCCGGCCAUGGCAUCAGGCUGACCCUGGUCGCCGAGAGGAGGUAGGGAAAAGCUUGAACGCCCACCUGACAGAGCUGCUGCGUGAAGUGAAGGCGACACACGCAGUUGAGGAGGGCGAAAGAGGGAAUGACCCGCCGCGGGCAACGACAGACAAGACCAAGUGGUGUGAGUACCACCGUUCAGCAGGAUAUGACACGGGGGAUUGCUUUACUCUGAAGAAUGAGAUCGAGAGGUUCAUCCGAGCGGGGCGUCACAGCUGA
Molecule: messenger RNA, 780 nt
Organism: Lotus japonicus
Lineage: Eukaryota; Viridiplantae; Streptophyta; Magnoliopsida; Fabales; Fabaceae
Exons: 1
Coding region: 1-780 (259 amino acids)
Source: RefSeq, a predicted model, not a curated record